Alternaria arborescens is the source of this 1248-nucleotide messenger RNA. RefSeq lists its product as hypothetical. NCBI's taxonomy places the organism in Eukaryota, Fungi, Ascomycota, Dothideomycetes, Pleosporales, Pleosporaceae. The record is from RefSeq and is a predicted model, not a curated record. Gene Ontology annotation, molecular function: nucleic acid binding; zinc ion binding. Bases 1 to 1248 code for a protein of 415 amino acids. The transcript has a single exon.
AUGGCCAACCAGUCGAAAAUCGACCCUGUCGAUUUCGGCAGCUACGUCAAUGAGCUGCUCUGGAAAGUCCUCCAACUCGGCCUGCCCGAGUGGUAUGUCCACCCCAUCUACAAGGUUCUCUACCCUACGGAAACUAGUUUCCAGGAGGCCUGCACCUCCAUACCACUCACUUUCGCCGACGGUCUGUUGGAGAUGGUCAACGCUGCUUCCCCACCAUCACUCGGUGACCUGAAGAGCCUCGCUGCUGCCCCAGCCCCGAAAGCCCUUUCCAAGACAUGGGCUGUCUACCUGCACGUCUAUGAGCUCGAAGGUCGUGAGCCUCGUAUCUAUGUAGGCUCUGCUACCAACGCCGACUACGGUGCACAAGAGCGACUUUCCCAUUACGAGAAGCAAGUCCCGUCAAUGCUUCCUCGCUUCGUCAAGCAUGCCGUCGCUCAAGGGUUUGUCAAGACCCACACUACGCUCCUAUGCUGGUAUGAUAUGCCUCCCAUGGGCCUCGUCACGCGUGCCAGACAGCGAUUCCUCAGCCUUGAGGGCUUAUUCCAGAUGCUCUUCUAUUCGUCUACUGUCUACCAGUUGGACGGCAUCUGGCAUCCUAUCAUGCCCUGGUCUAGGGAUGAUGCCUGUUGGCUCCCUCUGAAUGGUCAGAUUGCUCUCCGUGAGCAUUGUCGUGGCGACACUGAGACAUCACCGGAAGCCCUCGCCGUUAUUGCUCAGAAUCGAGCAGCUCGAAAACACGCACGUCACAAGGAGAGAAGCCUAGCUUCUAUCCGCAGGAACCGUCACAAGUGGCAUGUCUGGUCUAAGACCUACUUCACAAAGGUCAGAAAGGCACGAAAGAUUGCCUGCGACGUCUGCAAUACCGUGUUCAACCAGCAAUACUUCAAAGACAUCCACAUGAAGUCCGCCAAGCACAAGAAGAACGUCGCAACAAUCGCCAAUGGCGGUAUCGUCACUCGCGGAGCACAGGCGGCUCGGUCCAAGAGGCUGCGCGACGCGAACAAGGCUUCACAGAGGUAUCCCUGCCAUACUUGUGUUCACUUCUUUGGUGAAGCAUAUACUCUGAGGAGGCACCUCACCCUUCCCUCGCAUGCCGCUGCUGCCGCUGCUGCCGAUGAGGCAAUCGAGGACGUCGACUCUGAGCAUGCUAUCGACGACGUCGAUUCUGAAUGUGAUUCAGACUGCGGCUCAGACUUCCUCUCUGACAUCGACUCCGACACGCUCUCUGAGCUUGGCUUGGAGUUCUGA